GCCACCGCCGCCCACCCCACCCCCGCCGGCCUUGGACGGUCUGGAUGGCCCCUGAGCCGGGGUGGAAUCAGCUCUGCUUUAGAGCCCUGCAAAAGUUCGAAGGAAACCUUGCAGAAACCUCAACCAUCUGGAACUCAGAAACUCAUUUGGGGCUAACUGUGGCUUCUAGAACGUCCAGGUGUUGUGCAGAUGUGAAAAUUCAUUCUGCAGUCACCAGAUGAGGCCCUAAGCAGAUGCAAGGCUUGUGCUGUGGCCCUAGUGUCCCUAAAUGCAGAUGGCUACUUUCUUGCUAAGUGGCCAAAGAGUGCUUAUUGACAUUGAUGGCUGAAUGCUACACCAAGCCAGUCAUCUUAUUAAGCUGUGACAAGAAGACAUCUUCAGGGACCAAGCCAACUUAGGGGGGAUACAUUUGCUGACUCUCUUGGAUUAGGAUCCCAGACGGGGACCUUGUUUCCAGAGCUCCUACCAUCCCUGAUGUACUGACAUCAGUGUCAUCUUGCCAACGGGACCCUUGCUCCUUGGUGACUUUCUGCACUGAAGUGAACAAAGAGAAAACUCUUAGAGAAAUUCAUGGUGGUGGCUGGUUAUUACUCAGAGUCUUCAUGUACCACCAUGGGCUGGCUUUUUCUAAAGGUUUUGUUGGUUGGCAUGACCUUCUCUGGACUUCUGUGCCCUCUCAUGGAUUUCUCUAUCAAUGGGAAAACAGGAGCCCCCAAACCAAACAUUGUGAUCAUUUUGGCUGAUGAUAUGGGAUGGGGUGAUCUGGGAGCAAACUGCGGAGAAACAAAGGACACCACUAAUCUUGACAAGAUGGCUUCUGAAGGAAUGAGGUUUGCAGACUUCCACGCAGCUGCUUCCACCUGCUCCCCGUCCCGCGCUUCCCUGCUUACUGGCCGGCUGGGUCUACGGAACGGAGUCACGCACAACUUUGCUGUCACCUCUGUCGGGGGGCUUCCUCUCAACGAGACCACCUUGGCUGAGGUGCUCCGACAGGCUGGUUAUGUCACUGCCAUGAUAGGCAAAUGGCAUCUUGGGCACCAUGGCUCUUAUCAUCCCAAUUUCCGUGGCUUUGAUUACUUCUUUGGGAUCCCAUAUAGCCACGAUAUGGGCUGCACGGACACUCCCGGCUACAACUACCCUCCUUGUCCAGCGUGCCCCCAGAGUGACGGCCAGUGGAGGAACCCCGGGAGGGACUGUUACACAGACGUGGCCCUUCCUCUCUAUGAGAACCUCAACAUCGUGGAGCAGCCUGUGAACCUGAGCAGCCUUGCGCAGAAGUAUGCAGAAAAGGCGGUGGAGUUUAUUGGUCAGGCCAGCACCAGCGGAAGACCCUUCCUGCUCUAUGUGGGCCUGGCCCACAUGCAUGUGCCUUUAUCUGUGACUCCACCAUUGGAAAAGCCACGGAACCAAAGUCUGUAUCAUGCAAGUCUCCGGGAGAUGGACAGUCUGGUAGGGCAGAUCAAGGACAAAGUUGACCACAUGGCGAAAGAAAACACACUCCUCUGGUUUACAGGAGACAACGGCCCAUGGGCUCAGAAGUGUGAGCUGGCAGGCAGCAUGGGUCCCUUCUAUGGACUGUGGCAAGCCCGUCAAGGAGGAAGCUCAGCCAAGCAGACCACUUGGGAAGGUGGCCAUCGUGUCCCAGCACUGGCUUACUGGCCCGGCAGAGUUCCAGCCAAUGUCACUAGCACUGCCUUGUUAAGCGUAUUAGACAUCUUUCCCACAGCGAUAGCCCUGGCAGGGGCCAGCCUGCCCCCGAAUCGGAACUUCGAUGGACUGGAUGCCUCCGAGGUGCUCUUUGGCAGGUCACAGACAGGGCAUAGGGUACUGUUCCAUCCCAACAGUGGGGCUGCCGGGGAGUAUGGAGCUCUGCAGACUGUCCGCCUGGACCAUCACAAGGCCUUCUACAUCACUGGUGGAGCCAAAGCUUGUGAUGGGAGCACGGGUCCUGAACAGCACCACGCUUUCCCUCUCAUUUUCAACCUAGAGGACGAUGCUGCUGAAGCUGUGCCUCUGCAGAGAGGAAGCCCCGAGUACCGGGCGGUGCUGCCGGAGGUCACCCAGCUUCUUGCAGAGGUCCUGGGAGACAUUGCUGCCGACAACAGCUCCCGAGCAGACUACGCUCAGGAUCCUUCGGCAACUCCCUGCUGUGACCUCUACAAAAUUGCCUGCCGUUGCCAAACAGCGUGACAGGUCAUUUUUAUUUUCCCCACGAGACAGGCUACCUGGGAAUUAGGGGCAGGUGGGUUCACUUCCAAACUUCAGUUUGGCCAUGGACAUCCACUUUUUAAAAGAAGGGAAGUUGCAGAAUUUGGUUUUCUCUAAGCAGAUUGCCUCCUCUGCAUGUGGUCAAGAAGCAUUGCUCACGGGUACCUUGCUAUGGAGCUUUGGCAAUGACUUAAAUCUCAAUUACGAGUUGAUUUUGAAGGCUAAAGCAACACACGAAGCUGCCCUCGCAUCCCCGACACCAAGCAGAUCCUUAAUAUUUUAGUUUCUGUCUCAUGGCCUCAGUUUCCUUGGCCAUUCUAGCACAAACUCAUUCUGGCUGGCUGGUAGGCAGAGCUUGGCCAGCUUCAGAAUGCAUAUAAAUCACCAGGGGUCUUAUAGCAUGCAGGAUCUCGCUCUGAAGAGCUGGAGGGGAGUUUGGGAGCCUGGUUCCUUUGCGAUGCCUUGAGAGGCAUAGAGUGACCCCAAGUUAGGCCUUCCCAGGGCUUGGACUAGAUCCCACAGUCCUUGUCAAAUGGGUGUAUUCUAAAGAUUGAAGAAUUUGGGGCUGAAGUGAUGGUCCAUCAGUUAAGAGCACUGAACCUGGGUUCAGUUCCCAACACCAACAUGGUAUCUAAAGCCGUCUGUAACUCCGGUUCUAGGGGACCUGAAUCUCCCUUCUGGCCUCUGAGGAUGCCAGGCACGCACGUGAGGCACAUACAUGCAGGUAAAAUACUCAUUGAUUUUUUUAAAAAAAAAAUCUUUAAAAAAAGAUUUAUGUUGUGCCCUUUUAAAUCUAUUUUUUGGGGUUUCUUAUGUCUCUACCUCCCUUCUCCACCCCUUAUCCCUGCUAAUAGUGUCCAACACCCCAACACUGGGUAGGAGAGAAAGAAGGUUAGUGGAGAGAGGGGGUGGAGUUCUCUUUGGCUACUUCCGGCUGGUCAGGGUCGUCGGGCUCUGGGGGCAGUAUUAACCCCAGCCGUCAGGAUAUCUCGUGGUCCAGCAAACCAGCACCAGUAGACACAGCAGAAGGAUGAACCAGCAACAGCACAGGAGCAGCUGCCUUCUUUCUCGGACUUUUUCCUCGAAGCGUCCUUAUUUAUUUAUUUAUUUAUUUUUAAACAUAACAUAACUGAGUUUUUAAAGAAACCAAAACUUCCACUACAGAUUUAGGAU
Molecule: messenger RNA, 3381 nt
Organism: Psammomys obesus (fat sand rat)
Lineage: Eukaryota; Metazoa; Chordata; Mammalia; Rodentia; Muridae
Gene: Arsg
Product: arylsulfatase G
Exons: 12
Coding region: 571-2190 (539 amino acids)
Molecular function (GO): arylsulfatase activity
Source: RefSeq, a predicted model, not a curated record